This is a messenger RNA of Metarhizium album ARSEF 1941, 1551 nucleotides long. RefSeq lists its product as uncharacterized. Bases 1 to 1551 code for a protein of 516 amino acids. The record is from RefSeq and is a predicted model, not a curated record. NCBI's taxonomy places the organism in Eukaryota, Fungi, Ascomycota, Sordariomycetes, Hypocreales, Clavicipitaceae. The transcript has a single exon.
AUGAGUUCCACUGACGGCAACAACUUUGAGGACGUCCAGGACACUCCUGGCAGUGCCUCCGCCGAUGAUAUCGGCAUGAGCGUAUUUGACGAGGCCUUCUUCGGCACCGACGUGGACACUGAUGAGCUUCCGUCGCCUGAAAGCACCCACGUCAACGUGGAAAGCCAUGAGAAUGCAGCCACCAGUGCCGACAUGCUCGAUGUUUUCAACCAACUGUCUCGCGCUAUUGAGCUUUCGCCACCUGCCAGACCUCACGGCAACGUGGAAAGCCUUGAGAGUGUAGUCCCUGAUGGCAACACGUUCGAUCUCUUCAACGUAGCGCCUGAAACUGACGUGCUGGAGCUUAUCAAUACACUCACCAACACCAAUGGGACUGUUGAAAAUGCAGUCACCAACACCCAUUGGACUGCUGAAAAUGUCACAGUCAGCAAUGGGACUGUUGACCGUGCGGCCACCAUCUACGUCAGCAUGCGGGAUCUUGACAAGUCAGCCACCAACGCCGACGGGGAGGACAUGAACAAUGCUGUCACCAAUGCCUCUCUGCCAAAUCACGGAGCUGAGCCACCAGCGGACUCACAAGCGUCCGUGGAAAAUCAGAAUGCCACGACCAGUGUCCCAAUGCAAACACCAGCGGACAACCAAACACUGUCGGGCAAUGAAGAUGCUGCCGUGGUCACUCGCCAAGAGGUGCCACCAAGGGACUCACAAGCGUCCAUGGAAAAUCAGAAUGCCACGACCAGUGUCCCAAUGCAAACACCAGCGGACAACCAAACACUGUCGGGCAAUGAAGAUGCUGCCGUGGUCACUCGCCAAGAGGAGCCACCAAGGGACUCACAAGCGCCCGCGGGAGAUCAAAACGGCGUGACCAACGUCCCAAUGCAAAGACGAAGGGUUUACCGACGACGCUCGUCGCGCAAUCAAGGUGCUGCCAUGGUCAGCCGCCCAGAGGGGCCACCAAUGGGCGCUCAAGCGCCCGGCAGGGCCUCUGGUUUUGAUGCCCCGGAUGAUCGGUUUGGGCUCGUGAACAACGGCCCUCAACAUAGGAUGGUUCCAACCACAGCCGAGCCAACCGGAAACCUUGCGGCCCCUGGAUAUCCACCUGUGCCGCAACCUGUGCCGUAUCAAAAUACGGCAUAUCAACCUGCGCCGUAUCAAAAUACGGCAUAUCAAAUUGCGGCGCAUCAAAAUACGCCGUACCAGCCUGCGCCGUACCAGCCUGCGCCAUACCAACCUGCGCCGUACCAACCUGCGCCGUAUCCAAAUACGCCGCAUCAAAAUAUGGCGUAUCAGAAUGCGCCGUACCAGAAUACGCCGUACCAAACUGCAGCGUAUGAAACUGCGGCGUACCAAAACACGCCGUAUCUAAAUACGUCGCAUCACAAUACGGCGUAUCAAGCUGCGUCCUAUCAAACUGGGCCAGCUUUUCAACCCAUUCGGCAAGGUCCAGUGGUUCCUCAGCAUGGCGGCAUGGGCAUUGCUCCCCAUAUUUCCCACCCUGCUGCCUACUCAGUUCCGCGGAGUCAUGAGGUGGCUCGUCAUUCCUUUCAUUGA